AUGUCAAACAUUCCUCCACCUCCUCCUCCGUUCACUCCCUCCUUCACACCAACUCAGGGUCAUUUUCCACCUCCUCCUCCACCACCAAGCAACAACUUUCAUACGAUUCACAGACCCUCACACGCAUUAACAUCCACACUUCCUCCUCCAUCACCUCCGAUGACCAAUAGUUCAAAUACCACCACCAUUGACACCACCACUUCCACCACGAAUACAAAACCAAAGAAAACAUGGAAAACCCUUUCCGAAGACAAUAAUCGCCUCAAUUUACAACAAGCCAUUGCCCAUCCCAUCGAUCAGAGUGUGGAAUGGGAACAUAUUCGAAAUAUUUGUUUGUCGACAAGUGGUGCUGCUGGAUCUUCAGGUGUCUUCUUUGUUGAAACACAAAUUCCAAAUCAAGUGGUGGUGGUGAAAGCGCCCGCAACACUGGCAGGAGAGAUUUUUGGAUCUCGAAUUGCAAAAUUGUUGGGACUCUGCUCUCCAACCAUUCGACUUGUGGAAUAUAGUCCAAAAAUUAAGAAUCGAGAACAAUUAUUGAAGGGAGGAGGACGAGAGUGGAUUUUCAUGAAAGAAAAUAUGAAACGAGUGGCACGAAACAAAAAUGAUACCAUUUGUGAAAUGAAAGUGGAAAAGGAGUUGGAUCGAGCGUUUUUUAUGGUUAUGGAAUUUGUAGAAGGAGCAGUGAGUUUGGAAGAUUUAAUGAAUCGAGAGGAAUUAGCUCAAAAAUUAAUGCAACACGAAGAGAUUUUGUUGGAUAUUGGAAAAAUGAUUGUGUUGGAUAUUAUCUGUAAUAAUUGUGACAGAUUUCCAAUGACUGGAAUUUGGGAUCACGAGGGAAAUGCUACGAAUAUUUUGUUUUCUUCAUCUCAUUCAAAGCUUGUGUGUAUUGAUCAAACUUUGUUUGCCAUUUCAGGAGAGGACAAUCAGAAAUUGUAUCUGGACAAGCUUGUCAAGUUCGUGGAUAGUCUUUAUUCAACAAAACCAAAUGAGAAUUCGUAUAUUGACGAUGUUUCGAGAUAUAUUAAUCAAAUGACAGGUGUCAAGUUGGGUGAAGAACAAAAGGAGACCAUUUUUAAGGGAAUUAUGAACGCCAUACAAAUUUUGUCUUCUCCAGACUUUGCACUUGAGUCUUUGGAAAAUUUGAAGAAGGAAAUUGAUUCAAUGAAAACAGGCAGUGACUGGGCAGAUGUUUGGAAAUUGUCGAUCGAUACUCUCAACUUGAGAUGGUUUUACGAGAACAUAAAAGUCUUAAUCAGCAGGUGCAAUGUGUAG
This is a messenger RNA of Naegleria fowleri, 1272 nucleotides long. RefSeq lists its product as uncharacterized. The coding region runs from base 1 to 1272 and encodes 423 amino acids. The transcript has a single exon. The record is from RefSeq and is a predicted model, not a curated record. Lineage: Eukaryota; Heterolobosea; Eutetramitea; Acrasida; Naegleriidae.